AUGGUCGAUCCUUGGACCAGCGACAAGUCGCGCCAGAAAAGCUGCAAUGCUUGUGUCCGCAGCAAACGCCGCUGCGACAAGCGAACUCCGCAGUGCACUCGUUGUGCUGAGAGAGGCUUACCUUGUUUUUACCACAGGAACCCCGCGGCAUCUGGUUCGGACAACUCUACCCGACACGCCGUGGAUGUCGACUUCGAAGAUCUUACCAUUGCAACUGAGGAGUCGUCCAUAGUUCCUGGCGCCGUGUUUGAAUUCGACAACCCCUCAAUACGUGGGCCUCCUCUGAUCCAAGAGCUGUUCGCCUCCAGUACUACUGGCGCGGACAACCCUCAGAUGCCGCUCGUCGCCCCAACACCCUCAUUCGACCUGUCCUUUUUCAACUUCGACAACCCCACGAAUUACAUGACAGACACACCCCAAGGCGUUGACAUGCAGCCGUGGCACGCUCUAGCGAUCCAGGACCAGACAAACGAAAGUCGCGAUGUUUCUGAAGACUUCCAACCUUGGAGGCUCUACCAGUCCGACUCCAAGAUCGGCUUCAUGACCAAGUCAAUUAAGGAGAUACCUAGUGUCUUUGUCCGCACUAAGGAGACCCCUUUCCUCCACCGCCACCUCUGUCGUCAAAACACUCCGCGCUCUAUAAUCACCCUGUACGCCGCAGUGUCUGCGUAUGUCGCUCACAGCGACAGCAAUCGUGACUGGGCCCUGCGUGUCCUCUCCGAGGGAGUCGAUGAUCUCAUGGCGAGUAGUCAUCGUCACGUGAUGGCAAAAUCGCACGAGUCGACGACCACUACGGCUCAGGCUCAGGGCCUUGCUGAUGCGGGGACUGGUGCGGCAAAUACAGUCUAUGAAAAACUAGCGAAUACGCAGGCUCUCUGGAUGUACCAGGUUUUGAGGGUGUUCGAUGGGUAUAUCGGGCUCCGCGCCCAGGCAGAGCGGGAUAUGACUAUUCUCGAAGCAUGGCUCUUCGAGCUCGAACAGUACAGAGACAACUUGGCAGAGAUGUGCCUCCUGGAAGAAGCCGAGGUGAGGCAGAGGGCCCCCAAGUCAUGGGAAGUAUGUUGUCUCGCGCCACUUAUCUGCUUUCUACUGGCCACCUCAACUGAUUGA
Aspergillus viridinutans is the source of this 1110-nucleotide messenger RNA. RefSeq names its product Zn(II)2Cys6 transcription factor domain-containing protein. The transcript has 3 exons. The record is from RefSeq and is a predicted model, not a curated record. Gene Ontology annotation, molecular function: DNA-binding transcription factor activity, RNA polymerase II-specific; zinc ion binding. NCBI's taxonomy places the organism in Eukaryota, Fungi, Ascomycota, Eurotiomycetes, Eurotiales, Aspergillaceae. Gene Ontology annotation, biological process: regulation of DNA-templated transcription. The coding region runs from base 1 to 1110 and encodes 369 amino acids.